AUGGAUAAUAGGAAUUGUGGAAAUAUUUGGCAACGUGGAUUCACUUUGUCUCAAAAUGAUGAAUACCAUCAUCAUAUUGAAAGUGCAUCGAUUCCAGUUGUACGUGAUCCGAUACGUGAUGCUACCACAUCAUCGUUUUUAUUUUGGGAUUAUGAUCCAACAUUUUGCACUAAUAUUAGACAAACUGUUAACAGUAAUUUCACUGGACCACAUUGCAUUUUACCAUUAUCACAGAUUUCGGAUUCUAGUAGUACUCUUACCAGUUUACCAGUUCGACAAAUGAUAACAACAGCUGCACCAAUUUGUCCAAACUCGCAUCCUUGUACUGUUAAAGAUUUUACCAUACCAUUAUCAACAAGGCUUUCAUCCGAACAACAAAGCUCUUCAUUAUUACCAUUUGAUACAUCAAAUGCAUUGCCAAUUUCUUCCGUACCACAACAAUCAACACUACAAACAGUACCACCAGUAGCAAUACGGAAAACAACCAAUGAACAGCUCUGUCAGGUUUGCCUCGCUGCCGCUUCCAAUGGAUUGCAUUUUGGAGCUAAAACAUGUGCCGCUUGUGCUGCAUUUUUCCGACGAACAGUGAGCGAUGAAAAGAGUUACACUUGCAAACGAUCACAGCGUUGUGAUGUAAAAUUAAAUUACGGUAUGUACAUGAAUGAUAAUAUUGAUAAUGAUGUUGAUCAUUUUGAUAAAUUUUCAAUACAAUACUAUUAA
This is a messenger RNA of Acanthocheilonema viteae, 720 nucleotides long. The record is from the annotation of a GenBank genome assembly. NCBI's taxonomy places the organism in Eukaryota, Metazoa, Nematoda, Chromadorea, Rhabditida, Onchocercidae.